Drosophila rhopaloa is the source of this 3964-nucleotide messenger RNA. RefSeq lists its product as uncharacterized. The transcript is spliced from 19 exons. NCBI's taxonomy places the organism in Eukaryota, Metazoa, Arthropoda, Insecta, Diptera, Drosophilidae. Gene Ontology annotation, molecular function: sweet taste receptor activity. The record is from RefSeq and is a predicted model, not a curated record. Bases 1 to 3921 code for a protein of 1306 amino acids. Gene Ontology annotation, cellular component: membrane. Gene Ontology annotation, biological process: sensory perception of sweet taste; detection of chemical stimulus involved in sensory perception of taste.
AUGGAGCGGUCCGUGCAGGAGAAUACCCUGCAUUAUGCAAUUGGCAAUGUUCUGCUCGUGGCUCGGAUUUUCGGAGUGUUUCCCCUUUCCGGAGUUAGGCCUACAAAUAAGCCGGAAAAUGUUCGCUUUCGCUGGUUUUCCCAGAUAAUUCUAUUUUUCGUGGUGGUAUCCAUUUUUGUCAUCGGUGAUUUUGUGCUCUCAGCUAAAAUGGUAUUUAGCAAUGGCCUUAAGCUCUACACUAUAGGUUCUCUAAGUUUCAGUGUAAUUUGUAUAUUUUGUUUUGGAGCCUUUAUAAACCUGGCUCGCCGAUGGCCUCAUAUCAUUCGUCAAACGGCACUGUGUGAGCGCAUUUUCCUGAAACCCUGCUAUGGUAGCUACGAAGGACUUCAUUUCAACCGCAUCCUUAGGCGUUGGGCUUUAGUCCUUUUGCUGACCGCCCUGUGUGAACACCUCACCUAUGUGGGCAGUGCUGUUUGGAGCAACUACGAACAGCUGCGGGAUUGCAAUCUAAAAGUGGGUUUCUUGCAAAACUAUUUUCUAAGAGAACGUCAGGAAAUUUUCUCGGUCUUCGACUAUAAAAUCUGGAUGGUCUUCUUCAUUGAAUGGAGCACCUUGUCCAUGACUUUUGUUUGGAACUUUGGGGAUAUUUUCCUGGUUCUCAUGUGUCGGGGAUUGAGGAUUCGAUUCCAACAACUAAACUGGCGCAUUCGCCAGAAUCUGGGAAAGGGAAUGAGAAAAGAAUUUUGGCAGGAAAUACGUUCCGACUUUAUGGAUCUGGAUGACCUGCUGAAGCUCUAUGAUAAAGAGUUGUCUGGAUUGAUUUUGGUCUCCUGCGCUCAAAAUAUGUAUUUUAUUUGUGUCCAAGUCUACCAUAGUUUUCAAGUAAAAGGCGCUUUUAUGGACGAGCUCUAUUUCUGGUUCUGUUUACUUUAUGUGAUCACCCGCUUAAUGAACAUGAUGUUGGCCGCUUCCUCGAUUCCCCAAGAGGUAAAGGAUAUCUCCAAUACCCUCUAUGAAGUACCUUCAAGUUCUUGGUGUGAUGAUCUGGAGCGCUUGAGUGAGAUGCUCCGCAAUGAAACCUUCGCCCUCAGUGGAAAGGGAUACUUUUAUCUCACCAGAAGGCUCAUCUUUGCAAUGGCUGCUGCCUUAAUGGGCUAUGAACUAGUGCUCUUUCGCCAAAUGGAAGGUGUCGUGGUGCAGAAGAGCAUUUGCAGCCGUGGACCCGGCUCCUCCAUGAGCAUUUUCUUCUCUUAUGUCACUCUGGGAAUCAUCAAAUACAGAGUCGUCUCAAAGCCCUCAAGGCGAUUUCAGUUGUCUCAAAUCCUCAUCAUCGCGCAGAUAUUCGCUUUAAUGCCAGUUCGCGGAGUGAGCUCCAAGUUCGCUGAAGAUCUCACCUUCACUUGGUUUGGUAUUCGAACCUAUUACGCCUUGGUCACCAUCCUAUGUUUUGGGGUAACCUCCGGUUAUCUGGUGGCCUACGUCACGAAUGUGUCAUUUAAUUUUGAUUCCGUGGAGACCCUUAUCUUCUAUUUGUCGAUAUUCCUAAUAUCAUUGUCGUUUUUGCAACUGGCCAGAAAGUGGCCAGCACUUGCUCAGGAGUGGCAGUUGGUGGAGGCCAAGUUGCCUCCUCUAAAAUCGCCCAAGGAGCGCAGAUCUCUGGCCCAGCACAUCAAGAUAAUCACCAUUGUGGCCACCACUUGCUCUUUGGUGGAACACAUAAUGAGCAUGCUGUCCAUGGGUUACUAUGUGAACUCCUGUCCCCGUUGGCCGGGUCAUCCCAUCGACAGCUUCCUGUAUUUAAACUACUCCACGGUGUUCUAUUUUGUGGAUUACACCCAUUUCCUGGGACUGCUGGGAAAAGUGGUCAAUGUUUUGAGUACUUUUGCCUGGAACUUCAAUGAUAUUUUCGUGAUGGCUGUUAGUGUGGCUUUAGCUGCUCGAUUUCGGCAGCUUAAUGAUUAUAUGAUGAGGGAGGCCAGAUUGCCCACCAGUGUAGACUUCUGGAUGCAAUGUAGAGUUAACUUCCGGAACCUUUGUAAAUUGUGCGAGGAAGUAGACGAUGCCAUAUCCACCAUUACUUUACUCUGCUUCAGCAACAAUCUGUAUUUCAUCUGUGGGAAAAUCCUCAAGAGCAUGCAGGCGAAACCCUCGAUAUUGCAUACCUUGUACUUUUGGUUCUCGCUAUCUUAUCUACUUGGUCGUACCCUCAUCCUGUCACUAUAUAGCUCCAGUAUCAAUGAUGAAUCGAAGAGACCUCUGGUCAUCUUUCGACUGGUUCCCAGGGAGUUUUGGUGCGAUGAGCUUAAACGAUUUUCUGAAGAAGUUCAGAUGGACAAUGUGGCUCUGACAGGCAUGAAAUUCUUUCGUCUCACACGCGGUGUUGUCAUUUCGGUGGCUGGUACAAUCGUGACCUACGAACUAAUUUUGCUGCAGUUCAACGGCGAGGAAAAGUUGACUGGGCCAAUCCUUUGGAGCAGUUUGCCCUUGCGCGUGGAUUCAGAAGGUUGCACUAUGAAGUUCCUGCCCAAGCUGGAGCGCAAAUUGCGCCGGCUGAGAAAGAAGGUGACCAGGACACCACUGGUUAGGAAACUGGAUUUGGUUCACGAGAGUGCCCGAAAGAAAGCCUUUCAGGAAAGUUGCGAAACCUACAAAAACCAGAUGGAUAAUGAGUACGAAGUGCGGAGUAAUUUACCCAAGCUAUCCCGGAGCAACAAGGAGGUCUUCCUUAGCGAUGGAAGCUUCCACCAGGCGGUGGGCAGGGUGCUCCUCGUGGCCGAGUUUUUCGCCAUGAUGCCAGUUAAAGGAGUGACGGGAAAACAUCCAUCGAAUCUGAGCUUCUCCUGGCGAAACAUUCGCACCUGUUUCUCACUGGUUUUCAUCGCCUCGAGCUUAGUCAACUUUGGACUAUCAUUGUUUAAGGUAUUGAACAACCCAAUUAGUUUCAACAGUAUUAAGCCGAUCAUAUUCCGGGGAUCCGUGCUGCUGGUUCUCAUGGUGGCUCUGAAUCUGGCCAGGCAAUGGCCCCAGUUGAUGAUGUAUUGGCACACAGUGGAGAAGGAUCUGCCGCAGUAUAAAACGCAGUUGGCCAAGUGGAAGAUGGGUCAUACCAUUUCGAUGGUUAUGUUGGUGGGAAUGAUGCUAUCUUUAGCGGAACACAUUCUGAGCAUGAUAUCGGCUAUAAACUAUGCAUCGUUUUGCAACCGAACCGCCGAUCCUAUCCAGAAUUAUUUUCUGCGCACCAACGACGAGAUCUUCUUUGUGGCCAGCUACUCAACUUACCUAGCUAUGUGGGGCAAGUUCCAGAAUAUAUAUUCGACCUUCAUAUGGAACUACAUGGACAUGUUUGUGAUGAUUGUCAGCAUUGGAUUGACAUCCAAGUUUCGACAGCUCAACGAUGACUUGCGAAAUUUUAAAGGAAUGAAUAUGGCACCUACUUACUGGUCGGAACGUCGCAUUCAAUACAGGAACAUAUGCAUAUUAUGCGACAAAAUGGACGAUGCCAUUUCCCUCAUAACAAUGGUCUCUUUCUCAAAUAAUUUAUAUUUCAUUUGCGUCCAGUUGCUGCGAAGUUUGAACACCAUGCCUUCGGUGGCCCACGCAGUUUACUUCUAUUUCUCUCUCAUCUUUCUCAUCGGUCGCACUCUGGCGGUUUCACUGUACUCCGCCAGCGUUCACGACGAAUCCCGGUUAACUUUGAGGUAUUUACGUUGCGUGCCGAAAGAGUCCUGGUGUCCAGAGGUGAAGAGAUUUACGGAGGAGGUAAUCAGCGAUGAGGUGGCACUCAGCGGAAUGAAGUUUUUUCAUCUUACAAGAAAGCUGGUGUUGAGUGUUGCUGGGACCAUAGUCACCUACGAACUCGUACUCAUCCAAUUUCACGAGGAUAACGACCUGUGGGACUGCGAUCAGAGCUAUUACUCGUAGGACGACGACUAUCACAAGAUUUAUUGCAUAAUAAAUAAAAAAU